CCCGCCAGGGGGACCCCCGGCGGAGGGCCUCGUGCGAGCCCCGGGCCGGGAAGGGGGCCUGCGCAGCAUCCCCGCCCCUCGCAGCCGCUCGCCUCGUACUCUUGCCCUUGCCCCCUCCCCGCCGGGAGGGUGGGGUCUCCGUGUCCACGGCGAGUGGGCUCGCCACGGCCCCUUGCCCUUUACCUUCCGUGACCCCGAUCUUCCCUUGGCUCCGGGGUCCGUCUGAGCCGCUCAUCCUCCGUGGGAGCUCCUGGGGCCUCGGCACGCUCUCCGAUGACCCUUGGGCCAGGACAAGGGGACUCGGGCUACCUGUGCUCCUCCCUCGCCCGUGGACCGUGGGGGCCUGUGUGGCUCCGAAGUCAUUUCCAAAUGGGAGAGCAGAUACUUCGAGAUUGGGUAUACUCUCCGCACACUUUCCUGGAUUGGGAUGAUCAUGGGAACAGCAAUAGUAGUCAUGUAAAAAUCUUUUUACCGAAAAAGCUGCUUGAAUGUCUGCCGAAAUGUUCAAGUUUACCAAAAGAGAGGCACCGUUGGAACACUAAUGAGGAAAUUGCAGCUUAUUUAAUAACAUUUGAGAAACACGAAGAAUGGCUAACCACAUCCCCUAAGACAAGACCCCAGAAUGGCUCGAUGAUACUCUACAACAGGAAGAAGGUGAAGUACAGGAAAGAUGGGUAUUGCUGGAAGAAGAGGAAAGACGGGAAGACGACCCGAGAGGACCACAUGAAGCUCAAGGUCCAGGGAGUGGAGUGCUUGUACGGCUGCUAUGUCCAUUCCUCCAUCAUCCCCACCUUCCACCGGAGGUGCUACUGGCUCCUUCAGAACCCCGACAUCGUCCUGGUGCACUAUCUCAACGUGCCGGCCAUCGAGGACUGUGGCAAGCCCUGCGGCCCCAUCCUCUGCUCCAUCAACACCGACAAGAAGGAGUGGGCGAAAUGGACGAAAGAAGAGCUCGUCGGGCAGCUGAAACCCAUGUUCCACGGCAUCAAGUGGACCUGCAGCAACGGGAACAGCAGCUCGGGCUUCUCCGUGGAGCAGCUGGUGCAGCAGAUCCUCGACAGCCACCAGACCAAGCCUCAGCCGCGCACCCACAACUGCCUCUGCACCGGCAGCUUGGGCGCGGGCAGCAGCGUGCACCACAAGUGUAACAGUGCCAAACACCGCAUCAUCUCGCCGAAGGUGGAGCCGCGGUCGGGGGGCUACGGGGGCCACUCGGAGGUGCAGCACAACGACGUGUCCGAGGGCAAGCAGGAACACAGCCACGGCAAGAGCUCGAGCCGCGACAAGAGGAACGGCAAGGUGACCAAGCCCGUGCUGCUGCACCAGAGCAGCACCGAGGUGUCCUCCACCAACCAGGUAGAGGUCCCCGACACCACCCAGAGCUCCCCUGUGUCCAUCAGCAGCGGGCUCAACAGCGACCCGGACAUGGUGGACAGCCCCGCGGUCACAGGCGUGUCCAGCAUGGCGGUGGCCUCUGUGAUGGGGAGCUUGUCCCAGAGCGCCACAGUGUUCAUGUCGGAGGUCACCAAUGAGGCUGUGUACACCAUGUCCCCGACCUCCGGCCCCAACCACCACCUCCUUUCGCCCGACGCCUCCCAGGGCCUCGUCCUGGCCGUGAGUUCCGACGGCCACAAGUUUGCCUUCCCCAGCACGGGCAGCUCGGAGAGCCUGGCCAUGCUGCCCACCAACGUGUCUGAAGAGCUGGUCCUCUCCACCACCCUGGAGAGCAGCCGGAAGAUUCCAGAGACCACCAUGAACUUUGACCCCGACUGUUUCCUCAACAACCCAAAGCAGGGCCAGACGUACGGGGGCGGGGGCCUGAAGGCGGAGAUGGCCAGCACCAACAUGCGGCACUCGCCGCCCGGGGAGAGGGCCUUCGGCUUCACCACGGUCCUCACCAAGGAGAUCAAGACCGAGGACACCUCCUUCGAGCAGCAGAUGGCCAAAGAGGCGUACUCGUCCUCCACGGCGGCCAGCUCCCUCACCCUGAGCGCCGGCUCCAGCCUGCUGCCGUCGGGCGGCGGCCUGAGCCCCAGCACCACCUUGGAGCAGAUGGACUUCAGCGCCAUAGACGCCAACAAGGACUACUCGUCCGGCUUCAGCCAGACGGGCCACAGCCCCCACAUCCACCAGACCCCCUCCCCCAGCUUCUUCCUGCAGGAUGCCAGCAAACCCCUCCCCAUCGAGCAGAACGCCCAGAGCAGCCUGAGCGACUCGGGGGGCACCUUUGUGAUGCCCACGGUGAAGACGGAGGCCUCGUCCCAGAGCAGCUCCUGCAGCGGCCACGUGGAGACGCGGAUAGAGUCCUCAUCCUCCCUGCACCUCAUGCAGUUCCAGGCCAACUUCCAGGCCAUGUCGGCUGAAGGGGAGGUCACCAUGGAGACCGCGCAGGCACCCGAGGCGGGCACGGUCCUGCUCAAGUCCGGGGAGCUGCAGGCCUGCAGCUCCGAGCACUACCUGCAGCCGGAGACCAACGGCGUGAUCCGCAGCGCCGGCGGCGGCGUGCCCAUCCUCCCGGGCAACGUGGUGCAGGGACUCUACCCGGUGGCCCAGCCCAGCUUGGGCAAUGCCUCCAACAUGGAGCUCAGCCUGGACCACUUUGACAUCUCCUUCAGCAACCAGUUCUCCGACCUGAUCAACGACUUCAUCUCCGUGGAGGGGGGCAGCGGCACCAUCUAUGGGCACCAGCUGGUGUCGGGGGACAGCACAGCGCUGUCGCAGUCGGAGGACGGGGCCCGCGCUCCCUUCACCCAGGCCGAGAUGUGCAUCCCCUGCUGUAGCCCCCAGCAGGGGAGCCUGCAGCUGAGCAGUGCCGAGGGCGGGGCCGGCACCAUGGCCUACAUGCACGUCGCCGAGGUGGGGCUGCUGCAGCAGAGCGGCCGGGUGUUCAUGGUGACCGACUACUCCCCGGAGUGGUCAUACCCAGAGGGAGGCGUGAAGGUCCUCAUCACCGGCCCUUGGCAGGAAGCCAGCAAUAACUACAGCUGCCUAUUCGACCAGAUCUCCGUGCCUGCGUCCUUGAUCCAGCCCGGGGUGCUGCGCUGCUACUGCCCAGCCCAUGACACUGGUCUUGUGACCCUACAAGUUGCCUUCAACAACCAGAUCAUCUCCAACUCGGUGGUGUUUGAGUACAAAGCCCGGGCCCUGCCCACCCUCCCGUCCUCCCAGCACGACUGGCUGUCACUGGACGACAACCAGUUCAGGAUGUCCAUCCUGGAGCGCCUGGAGCAGAUGGAGAGGAGGAUGGCCGAGAUGACGGGGUCCCAGCCGCACAAGCAGGCGAGCGGAGGAGCUGGUGGCGGAGGCAGCAACGGGAGCGGGAACGGAGGAAGCCAAGCGCAGUGUGUUUCCGGGCCGGGGACCCUGGGGAGCUGCUUCGAGAGUCGUGUGGUGGUCGUGUGCGAGAAGAUGAUGAGCCGAGCCUGCUGGGCCAAGUCUAAGCACCUGAUCCACUCUAAGACCUUCCGCGGGAUGACCCUCCUGCACCUGGCUGCCGCCCAAGGCUACGCCACCCUCAUCCAGACCCUCAUCAAGUGGCGCACAAAGCACGCAGACAGCAUUGAUCUGGAGCUGGAAGUCGACCCCCUGAACGUGGACCACUUCUCCUGUACGCCUCUGAUGUGGGCGUGCGCCCUGGGACACCUGGAAGCCGCCGUCGUGCUGUACAAGUGGGACCGGCGGGCCAUCUCCAUCCCUGACUCUCUGGGGAGGCUGCCUCUGGGAAUCGCCAGGUCACGGGGUCACGUGAAAUUAGCAGAGUGUCUGGAGCAUCUGCAGAGAGACGAGCAGGCGCAGCUGGGCCAGAACCCCAGGAUCCACUGUGCUCCCAGCGAAGAGCCAGACACGGACAGCUGGGUGUCCCAAUGGCACAGCGAGGCUGUGACCUCUCCGGAAACACCCAAAGGAGUCACCGUGAUCGCCAGCACCAACCCAGAGCUGAGAAGACCUCGGUCUGAACCCUCUAAUUACUACAGCAGUGAGAGCCACAAAGAUUGUCCGGCUCCCAAAAAGCAUAAAUUGAACCCCGAGUCCUUCCAGGCGAGGCAGAAGCUGCUUCCCACUGCACUGAGUCUGGAACAGCCAAAUAUCAGGAAGCAGAGCCCUAGCUCUAAGCAGGCUGUCCCCGAGGCAGUCAGCCCCAGGGACGGGGUGAGGGACUGCAGCCGGGAGCCCUCCCCUCCCUCUCCAGAGCCUGCAGGACUCCACGCCUCUGCGUCCCAGCCGGUAGUGACGUGGAAUUCCAAAGAUCUUUCCAUUGGUGUGUCUACAGUGCAGGUGACUGGGAAUCCGAAGGGGACCAGUAUAGGAAAGGAGGCAGCACCUUCCCAGGUGCGACCACGGGAACCAAUGAGUGUCCUGAUGAUGGCUAACAGAGAGGUGGUGGAUCCAGACAUGGGGUCCUACCGGGACAGUGCAGCAAGCGAGGAGUGCUCACAGCCCAUGGACGACAUCCAGGUGAACAUGAUGACCUUAGCGGAACACAUUAUCGAAGCCACCCCCGACCGAAUCAAGCAGGAGAAUUUUGUGUCCUUGGAGCCCUCCGUGUUGGAAAGAACGGAGCCUGCCGCCGUUAGCAGCACGAUGAGCUGGCUGGCCAGUUACCUCGCUGACGCCGACCGCCUGCCCAGUGCCGCCCAUAUCCGAAGUGCAUAUAGCGAGCCUCUAACCCCGUCCUCUAACACCAGCUUGAGCCCUGUCGGCUCCCCUGGCAGUGAAAUAGCCUUGGAGAAAGCUCCCCUCCCCUCGGCGGCAGACUGGUCGGAAUUCCUGAGCGCGUCGACCAGCGAGAAGGUAGAGAAUGAGUUUGCUCAGCUAACUCUGUCUGACCGUGAGCAGAGAGAACUCUAUGAGGCUGCCAGGCUUGUCCAGACAGCUUUCCGGAAAUACAAGGGCCGACCGCUGCGGGAACAGCAAGAGGUGGCUGCAGCUGUCAUUCAGCGCUGUUACAGAAAAUACAAACAGUACGCACUUUAUAAGAAGAUGACCCAGGCGGCCAUCCUCAUCCAGAGCAAGUUCCGCAGCUACUACGAACAGAAGAAGUUCCAGCAGAGCCGCCGCGCCGCCGUGCUCAUCCAGAAAUACUACCGGAGCUACCGCAAGUGCGGCAAGAGACGGCAGGCCCGCCGGACGGCCGUGAUCGUCCAGCAGAAGCUCAGGAGCAGUUUGCUAACCAAAAAGCAGGACCAAGCUGCUCGAAAAAUAAUGAGGUUUCUACGCCGUUGUCGCCACAGAGUGAAAGAGUUGAAAAAGGCCAAGGAACUUGAAGACAUACAGCAGCAUCCCUUAGCAAUGUGACGUUGCUUUUUCAGACUGUUUUCAUUUCUGUUUUUAGCAGAGACAUGCAACAACACAACUCACACACAUGCGCACACACACAUGCACACACGAUCCCUCUGCAGUUUUGGGGAGAUCAGCUGCAGGAUUUUAACAGGAAUGUUUUGGUCAUUGCAUUUGCACUUUCAUGGACAACUUUUAAUUUGAUCAGCAAGACAUCUUGGAACUCAAUCUUCUGUUGGAUCACAGGAAAACCAGACACCGGGAGGAACUGAAGAGGCUUCGUCUUCAGAAGAAGCCGUUUUCCUUCUCAUACAGGGCUGCAUUCAAACAUCGUGUGGAACUGUACAAAUAUUUAUACCAAAAAUACAGCUAAGGAAAGGUGGGGCUGCCUGAGCAGCAGCAAGGACGCCGAGCCUGCGCCUGUCGGUCAUCGCCAAGAAGCUGGGUCUCUGGGAUCGGUUCUCAGUGGAGGGCUCAGAUCAGACAGUCUGUAUCGGGUCCGUGUGUUCUCAUUUCCUUCACUGUUUCUUUGUUCGUUUGUCUUGUUUGUUUUAAUCUCUACAGCACACUUAAUGCAACUUUUAAAAUCUGCAGGUUUUUAAUGUCUUGUGGAAAUUUGCAGAGGGGCGGGUGUGUGGCAAACGGGUAAUGCAUGGGAAAUAACAAGAAACAGCUUCACAGAG
This is a messenger RNA of Lepus europaeus (European hare), 5960 nucleotides long. It is a transcript of the gene CAMTA1, whose product is annotated as calmodulin binding transcription activator 1. The record is from RefSeq and is a predicted model, not a curated record. NCBI's taxonomy places the organism in Eukaryota, Metazoa, Chordata, Mammalia, Lagomorpha, Leporidae. Gene Ontology annotation, molecular function: double-stranded DNA binding; protein binding; transcription coregulator activity. Gene Ontology annotation, biological process: regulation of transcription by RNA polymerase II. Gene Ontology annotation, cellular component: nucleus. The transcript is spliced from 21 exons. Bases 274 to 5295 code for a protein of 1673 amino acids.